Molecule: messenger RNA, 618 nt
Organism: Helianthus annuus (common sunflower)
Lineage: Eukaryota; Viridiplantae; Streptophyta; Magnoliopsida; Asterales; Asteraceae
Product: urease-like
Exons: 3
Coding region: 1-618 (205 amino acids)
Molecular function (GO): nickel cation binding; urease activity
Source: RefSeq, a predicted model, not a curated record
AUGAACAAUUUACCCUUUCCUCAAACACAUCUUCUUCUCAAACUCUCAACCUUCCUUCAACUAACUCCACUCUACUUUCUCUCUCUAGAACCUUCUCUCUCCGCACAUGAGUAUUCUACUUCCUCAAACACAUCUUUCACCACUAAAACCUUUCUUCCUCUUAUCUGUGUUUCAGAAGACGGAGGGUAUGACCUUUCCAUGACGGAAAGUGAGUGUGCUGUUGUAACGGUUAUCUUCUGGUCUAGGUAUCACAACAUGAUAGGAGGUGGGACGGGACCUGCUGACGGGACCCGUGCGACUACUUAUACCCCCGGACCUAUACAUAUGAAAUCUAUGCUGCAAGCCACAGAUGACUUGCCACUUAAUUUUGGUUUUACUGGGAAAGGUAAUAGUGCUAAACCAGAAGGUAUACAUGAAAUAAUUAGGGCUGGUGCAAUGGGACUAAAGCUUCAUGAGGAUUGGGGAACCACUCCUGCUACUAUCGAUAAUUGUUUGGCUGUUGCAGACCAAUAUGAUAUCCAGGUUAAUAUCCAUACAGACACCUUGAAUGAAUCUGGAUUCGUUGAACACACAAUUGCUGCAUUUAAGGAUAGAACAAUUCAGACAUACCACAGGUAA